Ochlerotatus camptorhynchus is the source of this 371-nucleotide messenger RNA. Its product is annotated as cuticle protein 38-like. Bases 1 to 363 code for a protein of 120 amino acids. The record is from RefSeq and is a predicted model, not a curated record. The transcript is spliced from 2 exons. NCBI's taxonomy places the organism in Eukaryota, Metazoa, Arthropoda, Insecta, Diptera, Culicidae.
AUGUUCGCCAAAUUGAUCUGCAUCGCUGCCCUUGCCAUCUCGUGCGUAUGUGCCAAACCGGGAGUCGUCGCUCCGGUUGCCUACUCUGCCCCGUUGUUCGCUGCACCGGCUCCAGCUUUCGCGACUGCCCAGAGCUCCCAGGUCAUCGCUCGUAACUACAACGGAGUUGCUCCUCUGGCUUACACCGCCGGCGUGGCUGCUCCGUUGGCUUACUCUGCCCCAGCAUUAGCUGCUGCUGGUCCUCUGGCCUACACUGCUGCCCCUGCUUAUGCUGCUGCUUAUGCCGCUCCAUAUGCCGCCCCAUAUGCCGCUCCAUUUGCGUCUCCAUAUGCCACCUACCCUUAUAGCUCAUACGUGCUGUAAAUAUUGUU